GUAGUGGCUGUAGAGCUGUAGCUGGCGUGUGUGAGUACCUGGUGUGUACCCAUGUUAGGAAAGCAGUGCCCUCUAAACAAACCCUCCAUUCCUCCGCCUUGUCAUCUCCCGGUCUCUGUUCUGAGGUUAGAGGUGUGAGGCCAGGUCGCUUAAAAAUGUAGGGGCGUGUGCUUGCUUAUGCAAGAGCGUUCUGUGCAUGAGCCCGCUGUAUCGAAGGUAGCGCCGGGCAUAUGCGAGACCGCAUGUAAGCUUUGCGAUCUGCGUCGGUGAAUGAGCGGUUUCUUCAAAAAUUCGCUGAGAAGUCAUUCAAGAAUGGGAGCGUUAAUAUCCGUGAUCUUGUACACGGUGAAUUCCUACUUGCGAGAACCGGUCAGCCGUAAGCACCCAUUCGGUUUUCCCUUGCCUCCCGAGAUCCACAAAACUCUCACUCCGGACUAUAUUGAGUCUUUUAAACAAGUCUUCGUCGUCGGAGACGUGCAUGGUUGCUACGAGGAGCUCAUGGAUCUCCUUGCUGUGGCUAAGGCCAGAGAUAACGACACGCUCAAGUUGUUUGUUGGCGAUCUCGUCAACAAGGGACCCAGAAGUGAAGAUGUUCUCGAGUUUCUGAUGAACAACCGUUCCUCAUGUCACUCCGUCCGUGGCAAUCACGACGAGGUGGUGCUCAAGGAGUACUAUGCCUCACGCAACCCAAUGUAUGCUCUUCCUGCGGAGAAUAAUUGGAUUAAACAGCUCACAGUGCCCCAAAUUCGUUACCUCGAGGAGCUUCCCUACACUCUGAUUAUGCCAAGCCUCAACACUGUCAUUGUGCAUGCCGGUCUUGUUCCUGACCAAGGACUGGGCACAUCGCUGGUGGACAUGGUCACCAUGCGAAAUGUCAUUAUUAAUGAUUUCUGGGAGAAGGGUGGCAUCAGGGCCACCUGCAAGGAUGAAGAACAUGCUGAACCGUGGGGCCAGGUGUGGAAUGGGCCGCAUCAUGUCAUCUUUGGCCACGAUGCCAAACGCAAGCUCCAGAAGUGGCGCCACUGUACGGGACUUGACACUGGGUGUGUCUAUGGCAAUGCACUUACAGGCAUAUUCAUCACUGGAGAUAGGGCUGGUGAACUGGUGUCAGUGAAUGCCAAAUGCACCCACCAGAGGCCUAGGGACAAGCGGAAGUGACUGACUUUCUUUCUUU
Molecule: messenger RNA, 1174 nt
Organism: Rhipicephalus sanguineus (brown dog tick)
Lineage: Eukaryota; Metazoa; Arthropoda; Arachnida; Ixodida; Ixodidae
Product: bis(5'-nucleosyl)-tetraphosphatase PrpE [asymmetrical]
Exons: 2
Coding region: 271-1158 (295 amino acids)
Biological process (GO): polyphosphate catabolic process
Cellular component (GO): cytoplasm
Molecular function (GO): endopolyphosphatase activity; phosphatase activity
Source: RefSeq, a predicted model, not a curated record